AGAAGACCUGAAGAAUGACAGACUACACAUUGAUAUCUGGGAUCAUGAUGAUGAAGCAUCCAUAAUUGAAGCAGCAAGAAAGUUGAAUGAGGUGUCAGGCAUCAAAGGUGUAGGGAGAUACUUCAAACAAAUCGUGCAGUCUGCUCGGGCAGGGCAGGAUGAUGAUGUGGAUGACUUCCUUGGCUGCAUCGACAUCAAUUUGGCGAGAAUUCCAUCCUCCGGCUGUGACCAAUGGUUUGACCUUGAAGCAAGGUCAAUCAGGUCUAAGGUCCAAGGCAGGCUCAGACUUCAACUUCAACUAGCGACUCAGGAGAGAGACACCCCAUAUAAGGAGGAAGCCAUAAGGGUUCAUCAGGACCUGUAUAACCUAUUUGUGGAACAUGAAGCCAGAACACAUUCGGACCACGUUUUUGACAAGUGGGAUGGGAACUUGAGUCAACCGGCUCAGACUAUUCUUCACCAGCACUUCAUUCAACAGGAGCUGACUCCACUGGAUGAAGCUAUUGUCCGUUGGAGAGCCUACAGUAAGCAGCACCUGCAGUACGCCUUUGACUACGAGUUUCUGUACAAACUCCUACACGAGCUGCACAACAGCUGGCAGCCUGACGGGCUCACCAGAGAGGAGGAGCAGGAUCUGGCCGAUUCAUUUGCAGACUUCAUAGAGCUGUGCAUGUCUCUCCUUGAUCAGCACAGAGGCCUGUUUCCUCCCAACAACAGACAGGCCAUAUACAAGCUGGACUACAUACUCAGGUGCUUACAGUUGAUAGACGACAUGCCAGCCUACAGUAAGGUCUGCCCCUUCCAUGCUCCCAUGCGCAGAGAGAUCAUCAAAGUCAUCAAGCAAGGUACAAAGGACUGGUACCUGAAAGUCAGAGCAAUCACAAAGCCCACAACCCAUUCCGAUGAGGAGGUCCUACAGUCCAUGGUCAAGCUGACCAAUGAGAUCAACACAGACAUACAGAAGGCCCUCAAGUAUUACAACAAGUUGUUUCUUAGUGUUGUGAAUGUGGACUACUUCACUGUUGCAUACAAACAGCUGGAAGCUCUGUUGUACAAGGACAUGAACACAGGUAUGGAGGACAUCAAUGUGACCCUCCAGGCUGAACACUCGCCCUCCGCAUCAGACCAUGAUGACGUCACCAUCAGUACAUCAUUGUUUGAACUCUACUUGGCUCUCAAAGAGUUCCAUGCCUUCAAGGAAUCCCUUCCAGUCAGUGAGAAGAGUGAACUACACAUGGACAGUUACCAUGUGUGGUUUGACCCGGCGAUCAAGAGAUGGUUCAGCCUGGCACGGCACAAGGCCUUCAGACGGCUGGAGAAGGCUGUGGAAUUGGACAAGGUUGAGCUUGUGCACUCGAUGGUGAAACACAGUACAUCAGCAGUUGAUGCCACCUGCUGCUUUGGACAGAUUCGUGAGUUCUACAGGCAGUUGGACUGGCCAGACCCAGUGGGGGCCUACACCUUUGUGACGCUGGUGAUGGAGGAUAUCUGCAGUGGAGCCAGGUACUACGCAGAGCUCAUGCACAAGAAGCUGAAGGCUGCAGGCUACUUUGACGAUGAGGGGCAGUUUGAUAUCACAGACCAGCUCUGCAUAACACUGAACAACAUCGAGCAUGUCAAGAGGUCGUUGACCUCUCUCCCAGAAUCCCUUGGGUUUGCGGACAUCGAGAGGUCCAUGCAGAAGGUUUACGGGGAGGUCGGAGGUCAACAGUCGCACAGAACGCUGGUCAACAUGAUGGAGUCAGCCAAUGAUGACAUGUCAAAUAAAGUCGCUGAUGUCGUGAUUGUAGUUGGCAAGAAAAUGGAACCAGAUAUCAAGAAGUUUGUGUUCCACCUCGCCUGGGCACCUGACUCUGCUCGGACAGAUGAUGCCAUCUGUCCUUUGAUGGAGUACUUGGACAACAACUUGAAGACCUUGAACAUGAGUCUGCUCAGAGCAAAUUUUGACAAAAUCCUUGAUGAGAUUUGGAACGUGGUUCUGAGAGAGCUGAAGGAGACGUUAGACGGGAACCUGGGGAAAGAGUCUCCGUUCUACUGCCGCCUGCAUGAAGCUCUGGACAUCCUGGAGGACCUGUUCCACGCAGACGGGGAGGGGCUGGACGACGAGGCCAUACAAACAGACGACUACAAGUACCUGCGUGAAACACUGACUCUACAGAAGGCAACUACAGACGAGCUCAUUGAGCAGUUCUUCCUGGAGAAACCUCAGCAACAGAAAGAAGAAACUGUUGUGAACUAUGGGACGCUCAGUGUCAAAGUGUACUACGACAACUCUGACUCUUCUCUACAUAUCGAAGUCAUGAGUGGCAAGGAUUUGCCUGCCUUGGACACAAAUGGCUACAGUGACCCCUUCGUGCUGAUAGAGCUGUGCCCAUCCCACCACUUCCCUUCCUGUGCAAUAGAGAAAACCUCCAUCAAGAAGAAGACACUGAACCCACUCUUUGACGAGACCUUCAAAUUUCCAGUAGCAGUGUCCCAGCUGAAGCAGACUGGAGCCUGUGUUCUCUUCACCGUGAUGGACCACGACGUCCUGGCCAGGGAUGACGUAGCGGGGGAGGUCUUCCUGCCCCUGGCAGACGUGUACGGCCAGGAUCGACCCUCCAUACCGGAGGGUUUCCGCGCCGUCAAGCAGAACACUGUCCUACUCAUCAGGCCAGAGCCUCCCAAAUCUGGUCCUUUGGGUGUCCUGGAGACAAGAACAUGGGACAAGACAGCUCAAGACUUCUACAAAAAGAGAAGAGCCCUGGCACUACAGUGUGGAUAGAGACGUAGACACAAGUUAAAACUAUCUUUUAAAGAAAAUUCUCUUAGUAGUAGUAGUGGUAGUAAACUGUGAGCUUUGAACUACUCUACUUACCGCCUCAUGUACCCCACAAUAUUAGAAAAAGACAUUCACUUUGACAAAGCACAAUUAUAAAAUGAUAAAGCCAUCUGAACACAGGAGAACUACACUGAAUGCUAAGACCAGAGAUGCAAUAAAGAGCCCUGCCCUAUCCUUCCUUGGAGUGUGACUCAGAAAGGAAAAUAAAUUUAAAGUAAAAAAAGAGAAAACGAUAUCAGUUAAACCAGUCAAGAUGAAUGCUACAUGUACCUGUAAGUCUGGGGAGGUUGGAAAAUGGGCGUCCAUCCCUGCGAGAAGGGACACCUGUUAAUGUCUAGGAAGCCCCUUGUUUAGCUGACAAUUAUCAUUAUGGUUUCAAAGAUCUUUUCCACUAAUUUUGGGUCACUUUCGAUUGAUGAUGUUAUACAAUGCCGUAAGUUGUUCUACAAGUAAAAAAAACACAAAAGUAUGAUAUAUUAUAGGAUAGUGGAAAAUUACAACUGCUAAUUGACUUAACAGACUUUUCAUUUAAUCUUGUCGCAGCAAAAUCUACCCUUCAAUGAAAGUGGUUCUGAUUGGUGAUCCAGGUUGUUUUCAUCUGCCUAAAUGGAAAAGUGACCAAUCACAUUCAAAAUCAGAGUAAAGGGUCAUGGCACUUCUGAAAAAUCUUAUAGAGGAACCUUUUUUCAUUGAUACAUGUAGUUUGCUUCAUUAUCUGCUACUGGCUUCCAAGUUGAAGACAGUACAUAUCAACCCCAGGUUCCUUUAAUAACAAGCAGUAAAAAAUCUUAAAAGAAUCUAAAAGUCAAAACUUUAUUAGAAAGAUUUUCUCCAAUGGUCUCCACAUUUUGUGGUUCCCACCUUUGAUUUAGAGUCAGAAGAAUUUGGAUUGUGUAAAUUGUGAAGAUCUACUAAUAUUUUGUACAUGGUUAUAAUAAAUGUAUCUGUCCAGAGAUGUAUAUUCUGAGUUUGAAAAGUGUUAUCAACAAAUGUAUCAAGCCAUGGCCAAGCGAAUGAUAACAAGAUAAAUGUAUUUUAAGGUGAGUUGUACCAAGUCAUGUAUCGUCUGUGAACUGAUGCAUCUCUGUUAACGUCAACCUAUUCCAGCUCUUUUCACUCCUCCCUUUCUUUUCCAGGCAGGAAAGUCUGGCAUGAUUAGCAUUUGAAUAUUCCCUAAAAUAUAAGCGAGAGUUCUGAUUGGCUCCGAGUCAUGUGGUACUCUUUACUGCCAUGGAAACAGGGUUCAAACAGACAUUCUCACGUUUGAUCCACUUAACAAUGCUUUUAAGAAAUAUUUGAUUCCUGAAAUAGUGCAGGAACUAGAAACGUAACAUUUGCAAAGCAAAUUUGCCAAAAUGUAAUUUGCAAAGCAAAUGUUUCCCUUCACUACUGCUUUGUUUAUUCUUACU
This is a messenger RNA of Branchiostoma belcheri (Belcher's lancelet), 4230 nucleotides long. RefSeq names its product BAI1-associated protein 3-like. The record is from RefSeq and is a predicted model, not a curated record. The transcript is spliced from 26 exons. NCBI's taxonomy places the organism in Eukaryota, Metazoa, Chordata, Leptocardii, Amphioxiformes, Branchiostomatidae. Bases 671 to 2764 code for a protein of 697 amino acids.